AUGAACGGAUGCUUAAAUAAAGGUUCUUGUAUUUUUGACCAAGAAAAGGAAACUUUUGCUUGUUCAUGCAAACAGCCAUGGGGAGGAGAAAGAUGCGAACUGGGUAAGCCUAUACUAUGUAAUUUUAUUCACAGCGAGAUCGUUAUUUGUUUUUCAUUAUCAUUUAGAAAUUUAUACUGGUAUGGCAAUAUUUCUUUACAGUUUAAGCGGUUAUAUGUCUAUAUUACAAUUAAUUUGACUAGUAGUAAUAGUAGUAGCAGCAGUAGUACUAGUAGUAGUAGUAGGUAGCAAUUGUUGUUGUUCAAAAUAGCUCAUAUGUCAGUGGUUUGAGCGUAUGACUUGUAUCUUUGUGGCUUUGUGUGUUCGGAUUUCUAUUGCAGGAGCCAAUAAGGUUGAGGUACUAUGAGUUGAAGAGUAGGAACCAAUGAGGUUUUGGCAUCUAACAUGACAUUCACCCGGCUUAAGGUCAAACAAGGGCACUUUGAGACCGCCAUCUUGAUUCUUCACAAUUUUUUCGCCUUUUAUUACGGCUAAAGGUGUUUAGAAGCAUAUCAUUGAAAUAUCCUUAUGAUUCAAACGCUGAGUACAGUGAUGGAGCUGUUGAAGGGUGCAUAUUUUAGUGCGGGUGCUGCUUCAAGACAUUUCUGGCCUAAUUCGGCUAACACGAACGGUACAACGCACGUAUGUCAUAAUGUAUGAGUUCUGUUUCACCUGCUUAAAGGUUGAGUGUAAAAGAUCAUAUAUUUUUCAAAGUUCCUCCAAUGAAACGAUAAUUGAAAUUUAGAUAGGGAAAUUUAGAUAAAUUGUCGUUUUAGAAGUUCGAAAGGCAGGGCGAGUAUCGUUAAUCCUUUUUUCUCUCGGUUACAAAGUUCAACAGACCUUUUUCGUACCGGGAAAAAAACCAUGAAUUAGGUGAACAACGUGAAACAAGCUUGCUGCUUAAGAGUCAUUAUAGUUAUUGAAAAGUAAUUUAUUUAGUAAAGUUGCGUAAUUUAAGUAGAUACAGUAACGUCAGGGAAUUAAAUGGGAAGAAGCUGGCUGACAAAAUAAUUACAUUUGUUUGCAUAGCCUGAUGUAAACACGAGAGGGGUUGGGAGAAUUCGAGACAAAUAUGCAAACCCGAGACGAAGUCGAGGGUUUGCAUAACUGUCGAGAAUUCUCCCAAUCCCUCGAGUGUUUAUAUCAGGCUAUUUAAACCACAGGCAAAAAGUGUUCUAUUGCUUUUAAAAAUAACUCUCCCGAGAAAAAACGCAAACUGUUUGUUACGGUCCUGAUUAAAAGAGAAAUUCUUACCAGUCGCAAAGUCUUAUGCACUAGUAGUCAGUUCUUGUUUUGCAAAAAGAUGCUUUCCAAAAUACGGAUUUUUUUCGCUUAAAAUGUCAACUUAAGCGAAAAAAAAAAUUGACACACCUCCUUUGGAACGAUUUUCCAAGUUUGACCCGACGAAGGAAUGGGUAAGUAAAGUAAACUUGUCGUUGAGCUUGAAAACUUUUUCAAAUGUGUGCUUGCGUGAUUAGCGCGCGAAAAGCAAAACAUCUUGACGCCACAACCAUGUUUACAUACUCUCUUGCAAACAAUCCUCUCGGCCAAUCAGAGCGCACGUACUAUCUUAGUUAUUUUAUAAAUUGUUCUAUUGAGUGGAAUAACACGAUAUGAGUAGAACCGAAUGUAUUUCGGCAGUUUGACAAUUUUCUUGGAAGGAAAAUCAACCUUAACGUUGCGUAAAGCAUUCUUUAAUUGCAGAUAUUGUAAAGCCGAGAAGAUUUCUUAAAAUCGUUUGAGCAAAUUUUGAAGUAAACAAUUUGCGUUAUUGUACGUACGAAUUGUAAAAUUGAAAGGGAUAAAGUCCAACACCCUCACGUGUAAAUUGUGUACUUGAGUUAUUUUUAUAAUCCUGUUUGCUGAAUUACUGCGUGAUAACUCGAAUUCCCUCAAGUACGAGCCACGAAGGGGGGCAAAGUCCGACACUUUCACGUGCAAACUGUGUGAUUCUACAUUUCAUGCUGGCUUCUCACAGUAAUGAUAGUAAACUUGAACGUAUAAAGAGAUCUUUAGCUUUGUAACUGGUGCCUAAGCGAAGGUUCUUUUCUUUUAACAAGCAAUAACUUACAACACUUUUAGAAUUAAGUCGUCAGACUCAAAGACUGUUCAAUUAAAGUCCAAUCGAACGUGACAAUCUCUUGAAUAAUGAUGAUUCAACCAUCUACAACAAUGAUGAAAAUUGUGGCAUUUCUUAGCUUUUCGGUAUUCGAUGAGCUUCAUUAUUUUAAGAAACCAUGAAGAAACCUUGAAACAUUCGAGUCUUCCCUCUAUUAAAGCAACGUUUGGUGAGUUGAUAUUCAUAGUACUUUAAAAAAGACAGAAAAGUGAAUCUGUAGUAUGAAGAUCGAUUCAGCUAUGCGCAGCGGUUCUCGUUUUCUUUAAUGUGCCGCUAUUAUAUACCCAAUUUCGCACAAAACAUAGCAGUUUAUCUAGGAUUAAAAGAGUAGAUUGCCGAUACUGUUACACUGAAGCAUUCAAAAUAGCUCAUGCACGUAAAACGUGCCUAUGUUUUUAGUUUGUUGUUGUUGUACAGUGAUUGUUUCAUGUCAGUUGUCUUAGGUUCCUGUUUUAAAAGUUUCAGUUUAAAGGUUCCCUUUUGUCCUAUAUAUUCUUAAAAGCUAAUAGUCUUUAUUAUAAGUUUAGCUCUUUUGCGACCAAAAAACUCUUCUACAUCAUUAAAAUUUCGCUUCAAUCACAGAGGACGUGACAACUAUAAAGAUUUGCUAACGACAUGUCAUUAUAUUUCACACAUUUAUCUCUGAAUUAGCUGCAACAGAAAAAUCGAUCUUGCAAACGGUUAUUAUUAGCUUUUUUAAAAGCCGCGCGAGGGGAAGUCCUUUUCUCCCUUUGCGCGCGAGAUAUUACUUGAGAAAUUUCCCUUCCAACCUUAAAGAAACCGGCCCAUGCAACCCAGGUUUCGCUGACCUCGAUUGAGCUUAGAAAGUAACUAUAUCACAAAAGUUGGCAGAGAUCGAGGCUAACAUAAUACUGAUAAUAUAAACAGUGAGCAACCUAUGACAUUGCGGUGCAUUCCAAUCUUUUUCCAAAAGUGUUUUAUUAUUUUUGUUCAGUUCAACACUCGUCAUGUGAAGCUGUUACAACAGAUGGAAUAUACCAGCUAAAAGUGAAAUCGCUACAAUUUGAGGUAAGCUUUAUUAGAGGCUAUUGACUUUUUCAUGAUUACCGAUCAGUGUGGUUCUCACUGUUAAAUCUCUGAUUUUGAGUGCGUAAGCAAACUCUUUCAAGCGUACAUAAAGCGAUGGUGCAUCUUGACCACGUGACACAGACAGCCUUGAUAUUUCAGUACACAAUUCAGGUCUGCUUUCAUAUCAAAAGAUUAUUUCCUAGGGAAAAAAACCGGGGGGUACUCAAUAAAGUUUUAUACGUGGAGGCUCCGCCCCGAGGUCCAACCCUUUUCCCUUUUUACCCACCAUUUUCUACAGAAAAGGUCCCCCUUUCAUAUACCUUAUAAUGACAAAUGGUACCCCUUUCACAGACCAGUUUUUGCAAUUUUGCAUCCCUUUUAACUUUUAAAGGCAAUGUAUUUUAAAUGAUUAAUUCUCAAGACCAGAAUGUUUCCCUGAUUGUCUUACAACGAUAAAAUGCAUUUGUUUCCUCUUUUGGGCCUCUCAUUAACUGAAAUAACAGAUUCCCCACCCUGAGGCCUGUAAUAGGUACCCUUUACUGGAGGAGGAGCUUCCCCGUAUAGGCCAUUGUAGGGAAUAUGCCCCGGAAAAAAAUUAAUAGAUAAAAAUUAACUCUUUAUCUGCAGGUCUAUUGUGACGUCACAGCCAAAGGUAAACCAUGGACUCUUAUUGCAAGAUUUUCUAACUUUGAUAAAGUGUCCUGGAUAAAUGAUGAUAGACUUUGGUGGUAUGACCAAAACGUUACCAUAGGAACAACAAGCGAUCCUUCAAAUAAUACGGACAUGAUCUCACCAGCUUUCUGGUUGGUAAGCGGCAGCGAGUUUAGGAUCACGCGCAGUGAUGAUUCCAGUCAUACACCACUGUUGCAGACCACAGAGAACUGUUUGGGUAGAAAAACAUUUCGAUCGAAAACCACAAGUUAUGGCGACUUUAGAAACGGCAAAAUUUGGUCCAGACGUACAGCUCGGUGCCUAGGAAGCUGCACGGUUCAAUAUGACGGUCAGUAUAAGACAACAGACGGGUUUCAACAGGCUGAGUGUCGUGGCAACAUCCAAGGCAGCAACAAGAUCGGCUUCUGGUGUAGUUAUGGACCUCGAACUCCAGUAUACGUAUUUAAAUCUAUCAUGAUGAUUGGUGGAGGAGGUUCAGGCUGUGCACAUGCUGAUCACGGAAUUGGAAUAACUGCGAUAAACAAACUUUCUAGAACUAAAUAUAAAUAUGACUUUGGAAAUACCGCUAAUCCAUCAUACAAGCCGACACCAUCACAAUCUUACUCAUUAAACUUAUGGAUCCGCUGA
Molecule: messenger RNA, 4486 nt
Organism: Porites lobata
Lineage: Eukaryota; Metazoa; Cnidaria; Anthozoa; Scleractinia; Poritidae
Source: the annotation of a GenBank genome assembly